AGGAUAAUUCUUGUCAAGGAUUGUCUGACACAGUUGCAAUGGCAAUUCGAAGAUUGUGUGAAGAUUGUGAACCAUUGGGACCAAACGAUAGUGAAGAAAUGCCUUUAAAAUCUAAAGAUGAUGAUCAAGAUGACAGAAAAGAUGAGACAGAUCAAAAAUCUAUUGGUGAAUGCUCAUUUAUCAAGAAUCAGUUGAAGGAUAAUGAAGCAGAACUGGAGGAAAGUAAUGAAAAAACAGAUGACAAAAUGUUGUCAAAUAAAGUUGUUAAACCAAAUAAAUCAAAAGAGACUCAAAUCUGUAAUGAUAUUAAAAAAGAUAAUGAUAUAGCUGACUCAGAAAAAGAAGAAAAGGAGGAUAAUGAAGUGUUAAAUGAUUCAAAUAUUCAUUUUAUAUCUAAGAAAUUAAGCAAAAAAUGUAAAACACAAUUAACUCAGAAGAAUCACAUUAAUCCUGUAAAAAGAAACAAAACAAUUGAAGAUGAAGAUAAAGACUGUGAUAAACAUCAACCAGAGAUAUCAAGCCUAACAUCCAUAUCUGAAGCUAAAGAAGAAGAAAUGAAACAAAAAUUAUCUUUCUCAAAAUAUACCAUAAUUACUAAACAAGAGUUGAAAAAUGUCCAGAAAACACUUACUACAGACUGUGAAAUAUCAUUUAAAAAGAAAGAAAAACAUUCAAAACAGAGAAAAAACAAAAAAGAAAAAUUGCUCAAAGGACGUUUUAGGAUUGGAGACUAUAUAACUUUAUUUAGUGAUCUCAAGAAAGCAUACCCUCCAAUCUGGAGAAUUGAAAGCAAAUCUAUUUUACAAAGAUUUGAAACAUUUAAGAAAGAUGGAAAAACAUUAUAUAACAACACUUCUUCAUAUUCAGCAUGGAGACCUUCAUCAAAAUCAAAGUAUACACCUGUUCCCAUUUCAGUUAUUGAGGAUAAUAAGGAUAAUGUAAUAAUCGAAAAACUUCCAACUGCCAUAGAAAAUGAUAUAAAUGGAAAGGAUAGCAUUGACAAUAGUGCAACUCAUCCUUUAAGAGAAAAUUUUGAAGUAUUUUUGCAGACGCUUGUUAGCCAAGUUCUAGAUCCGUCUUUUAUCACUGAAAUUGUGAAAGAGAAUGAUAAAUACUUUCUUUCUCAUCUGCAAGAGAUUGAAGAUGUUAUGGAAGAAAGAAAAGAAGUUUUAUUGAAAUGGGGAAGUUGGAAUUCUCAAUUGAGACAUUGUGCCGAAACUUAUCCAAAUAUUAAUAUUAAUUCAUGCAGUGAAAAGGGAAAAUCCAGAUGCCAGAUAUGCCAUGGAAAACUGGGACGCCACUCUGUGCAUUUUUCAGGACAGUUGUAUAAUCAUGAUACUAUGGAGCCACGACAUAAUUCAGUUAAUAAUCAUAGUAGCACUCAUUUUCCUGUGUGUAGCAAUUGUUUGACCAUAGUCACACUCUUCAGUCAUGUUUAUCAUCAUAAAUAUCAUUUUUUUCAUAAAUGUUGCAGUAGGGUUGAUCGUGCUAGAGAAGCGGAUGAUAAGAAAGAAUCUCAUGCCAUUUUAGAAGAGUGUCUUCAGGAUACUGAUUGGAUAACACAGAUGUUCCAUGAAAUGGAAAAUUUGUGGGAUGCCUGCGACAGUCUCAGGUGACAUUAAACCAUCCAUCAUACUUACCCAUAUAUAUACAUAUAUAUAUCAUGGAGAAAGAAGAAACGAAAUAAUUCUAUUAUCUUGAACAUUAAACAUGAAAAAAACAAUUCUAUAUCAUAUUGAAUCAGGUAGUUUUGCAUCAUAAACGGUAGUGGAAACAUCUUACGCAAAAUCAUAUACAAAUUUUAAAUUAAAGAAAGCAAACGAUUUGGCAAUACGUUUUUACGAGUUAUAUAUACAUAUACACAUACAUAUAUAUAUCAAAGAAAAUGUAGCAAUACGACGUGAUCGUUUCCAUAAAACAAAGAAGUUCUAGUUUAUUUCGAAUAGAACUGAAAAAAGCCCCGAUUUAUGACGAGUGUUUUUUUUAAAUCUGCAGAGAAUCUAUUGCUAUUGGAAAUUUUUACUCUUGUAAUACUGUAUAAAAACACGGUACAAUUUAGAGAUUAGGUACCCAUAAUUGUACAUAAUAUUCAUAAAACUUCCUCCUGUUUUUUGAUAUUCUUUAAAAUAAACUGGACUUUAAAUUACCCUUUUCCCAGUUUGCAUUUAAACUUUUCGGGGAGGGGAAAAGGUUUUGUAAAUUCGUUUUUAAAAUAUUUGUUUUUCUAAACUUUUGACUUUUAAAGGAGUACAUUUAGGAGGAAUUAUAUUAUUAUUAUCAUCAUAAUUGAUGUGUUGAAUCUGGAGUCAAAAUUUUUUCCGACCGAUCGAGUCGCUGCGAAGAUUCUAUUAUGACUGUAACUUCCUCUAUAAAAGUGAUCUGAUCUGUGAUAAAAAUUUAAUGGAAGAAAGUUAUUUAAAAACGAUGGUAACAUUCCAUUUCAAAUUAGAAUUUGCUAAACUAGUAAGGCACAUCCGUAGGAGAAAGAUGCAAUACGAUUACGAUUUUUCUUGAACAUUCCAUUAUAGAAAGGGUUUUUACAGUUAUAUCUUCAGAAUAUUGUUCUUUUUCAGUUUCUUUUUUUGUGUGGCAAGCAAUUUUUGCCAUUUUGUUUUUGUUUUUGUUUUUUAUUGUUUGAAUAAUUUUAUACUACGGGUAACUAUUUUCAGGUUAAAAUUGAGAUAUGUUAAAGUUUUUUUGUUCCUUUACACAUUUAUUAUAUAUAUAUAUUAGUCCUCCUUUUUUUAAAUAAUUAACUCUUAGAUCUGGUUAACGAAUCUCAAAUUUUCAGGAAGAAAUUGUGGCAUGCAAUAUGUUAAAUUUCGGGAGGAACAUUUCCGAAAUUCCUCCCCCUCCUUUUUUUUUGUCGUAUUUUUUAACAUAUCAAUUUGCAUCAUGUGAUUAAAAGCACUCAAAAUAUAAACGGGUCUCGAUAGAUUUUAGAAGAGGGCACGACGUUCGUUGUUUAUUUUAAACGCGUAGCUAAGCAAACGAAAGCUACAUCUCCGCACUGCUUUUUCUAGUGCCAAGCAUUCUCAAUCCAAAACUGUGAUAAGUUAAAACAAAAAAAAAAAAAAAACUACCGGCAGAGAUUAAAAUGUCUGCAUGGUAAUGUACAGGAUUA
Messenger RNA from Centruroides sculpturatus (bark scorpion), 3124 nucleotides. RefSeq names its product coiled-coil domain-containing protein 82-like. The record is from RefSeq and is a predicted model, not a curated record. The coding region runs from base 39 to 1616 and encodes 525 amino acids. Gene Ontology annotation, cellular component: nucleus. NCBI's taxonomy places the organism in Eukaryota, Metazoa, Arthropoda, Arachnida, Scorpiones, Buthidae. The transcript has 10 exons.